CCUACGAGUACGAAGUUUGGGCAAGAUCCAUCUCGCUUCAAUUUAUUCACUCAUCACUGAUCACCGUCGCCGUUGCUCAUCAACGAAGGAGCAUGCACGGUGCUGCAACUUCUUCUCGAACGCAGAUCGCUGCCAGGAUUUCCAAUCACAACGGAUCAUUCGAGAUUCACGUAGAUGGAGCACGACACUGGCUUCACCUGCUCGCGGCACUUGCCCGUGCUGAUCUAGGAAAUACUCAACCCUCCCCUGUCCUCGCCUGGCCAUACUUGCGCUACUACCGCCUAAUCCCGUCCAUUCGUUACGCUUUCUGGAGCCUCGGCAUGCGGCCAAGUACCCCGUGUAAACGUGCUCUUUUUCAGUUUCCCCACCGCCGUCUUGCCCAUCCUCCGCGCGCAAUAUCAUUUUCGCGAUGCGGAAAGACCUACGAUCACACGCGAAUUCCACCCCCGCCCCUCCUUUCCCAUGGACCCAUCCCCUCCCGACAAAGAGCGGGCCUUGCCAACCCCUCAGUUCUUUUGCGCGCACUUGGCACCGCGCAGCACUGCGCGGCUCCGCACCGCAAUCACGGCAACGCUCAUCCACCCCAUCCAGGCUUUCUUCCGCCACCGCGCCUCGGUACCUCAUCACGUACCUCAUUUCCCGCCUCUCUUCUCUCCGAUAGAGCCGUGCCUCUCUCUCACUGACACGCUUUUAAUAUAUUUUUUUCCUUCUAUCCUGUUCUUUCUCUCGCGCUCUCUCUCUUUCCGUCGGACGCCGAG
Aplosporella prunicola CBS 121167 is the source of this 758-nucleotide messenger RNA. RefSeq lists its product as uncharacterized. NCBI's taxonomy places the organism in Eukaryota, Fungi, Ascomycota, Dothideomycetes, Botryosphaeriales, Aplosporellaceae. Bases 93 to 683 code for a protein of 196 amino acids. The transcript has a single exon. The record is from RefSeq and is a predicted model, not a curated record.